Aspergillus niger is the source of this 975-nucleotide messenger RNA. RefSeq lists its product as uncharacterized. The transcript is spliced from 4 exons. The record is from RefSeq and is a predicted model, not a curated record. Lineage: Eukaryota; Fungi; Ascomycota; Eurotiomycetes; Eurotiales; Aspergillaceae. Bases 1 to 975 code for a protein of 324 amino acids.
AUGCUGUUGAGGCUCAUUGCGAAGCAUCGUAUUCGCAACCUUUCUUGGGACGAUGCAAUUAUGAUCCUUGCUUAUACUUUGGCUAUUGCGUCUUCCGUCCUGAUCACUAUAGCAAUCUCCCACGGAUACGGACGACAUGCUUACGAACUCGAUCGAUCGGACCGCGUCUUGACUGCGAAACUUUAUACAAUUUUCCAAUGCGUCUCGAUUCUCAGUACAGGAACGGGAAGGCUGGCUUUCGUGUUAUACUUGCUGCCAAUAUUCCGACACAAAUACCUCAUGGGACACAUCUUGUGGCUUAUAUUCGCGCUUCAGCUCAUUGCCAAUUACGUCAGUCCUGUGACUAUCCUGGUCCGAUGCGCUGACAUUCGCGCUAUAUGGGACAUUACCGUCAAGAGCAAAUGCUGGGAUCCAAAAAUUCUGAUAACUUAUAGCUACGUGCAAUGCACUAUCAAUACAGCAACCGACCUUUAUCUCGCAAUAUUUCCUGCAUACACCUUGUGGAGUUUGAAUCUCAAACGGCGGACGAAGACAAUUCUCAUCAUACUUAUGGGCCUGGGGCUAGUCGCCAUGGUAGGAUCAAUCAUGCGGAUUAUAAGCCUUCCCUCCCUCUCCAUCAUCGACGAUCAAUCUGCCGCAACGAACCGCCUGACCAUCUGGGCCUUGCUAGAAUGUUACUUGGUCAUCACUACGGCAUCGAUUCCAUGUAUUCGGACCUUGGUGAUGGACUCUGUACGGCUACUAGUUAACAGCAGUCGAUCCCGCUCAGGGAGAGAAGCAGAUAGUAGGAGGACAAGGCAGAACACUUGGGGCGAUUAUCCCAUCUCGCGAAGCUACCGUGUAGCAGUGGGAGAUGAUGUCGAGGACAGGCGGCAUAUGCUGGGCGAUGUUGAGUUGGGGCGGUAUGGACAUAAUGGAAUAAGCAAGUUGGUCGAGGUGACUGUUGCAGAAGAGGCUAUACCAAAAUGGAUAUAA